AUGACACUCAUCGGCUUGGGUCGUUCACAAGCACGCUCGUCUGCUACCCGAUUCGCUUUCUCUGCCUCUUCCCUUACAUCUGCUGCUUCGGGCAAUCCUCUUGCCGCUGCCGUCGCCAUGUCACGCUACUCUUCCACCUCGACCAAGAGCGAUGCUCUUGGCAAUGGUCCCAUGUACGAGGGUCAGAGCGCCAUGCCUCACCUGCCCGUACCGGCUCUCGAGCAGACCCUGAAAAAGUACCUCCGCAGCACUGUGCCGCAUCAGACCAGCGAGUCGCUCGCCAAGACCGAAGCUGCCGUUGAAUCGGCACUGACGGGAGCCGAUGCCAAGCUCGUCCAGACGCUCCAGCAGCGUCUUGAGGACCGAGCCACCAAGGAAGGCCGCGAGAGCUGGCUCAGCGAGUGGUGGAACGACGCUGCCUACAUGGCGUAUCGUGAUCCGGUUGUUCCCUACGUUAGCUACUUUUACGCCCACAAGGAUGACAAGACGCGCCGCACCGGUCCCAAGCGUGCCGCUGGUUUGCUCAAGGCCUUCCUCGCCUUUCGCCGAUUGCUUGAGACUGAGCAGCUCGCUCCCGAAAAGGGCAAGACUGGUCCUCUCUGCAUGAGGUCGUACAAAUGGAUGUUUAACUCGAACCGCAUUCCCGAAAAGCCGUCUGAUACGGCAGUCAAGUACGAUUGGCAGGCCAACAACCACCUCGUCGUGCUUCGCAAUGGUCACUUUUACGAGUUUGACCUUGUUCACAACGGACAGGAGCUCAGCGAGGCCGAAAUCGAGUCGCAGCUACAAAAAAUUCUCUCCGACUCUGCCUCGAGCCAGCCCGCUCGCCAGCCCAUCGGUGCUCUUUCGUCCAACAAUCGUGACAAGUGGACCGACUCGCGCAAGGCGCUCGCUGCGCUCCCUGGCAACCAAGAGGCGUUGGAGCGUAUCGACAGCUCGGUUAUUGUGGUCUGUCUCGACGAGAUCGCGCCUCAUAGCCUUGAGUCGACCGCAUGGGGUCUGUGGUGCGGUGACGGCAAGAACCGCUUCUAUGACAAGCAGCAGAUUAUCACAUUUGCCAACGGCAAGUCCGGUUUCAUGGGUGAGCACUCGAUGAUGGAUGGCACGCCCACGCUGCGUCUCAACGACUUUGCCCUCCAAGCGCUGCAAGCUGGCAAAAUCGACCUCGGCAGCUCGAACCGCACUGACCUGCCUGCGCCUAAGCAGAUCCAGUUCAAGACGGACAAGACCGUCGAGGCAAAGAUUGAAGAGAGCAUCAAGGAGUUUAACGACCUCAUGGGACGUCACGACCUUGCAAUCCUCGACUUCCAAGGCUACGGUAAAGGCGCCAUCAAGAAAUUCAAGUGCUCACCUGACGCCUGGGUGCAGAUGGUGAUCCAGCUGGCUUAUUUCAAGAUGUUCGGCAAGCCUUGUCCUACGUACGAAUCAGCGCAGACGCGAAAGUUCAAGUGGGGACGUACCGAGACCAUCCGUUCGGCCAGUGUCGAGUCGUUGGCUUUCUGCAAAGCCAUGGAAUCGCACAGCGCUUCGGAUGCCGAACGAUUUGAAAAAUUCCAGGCGGCUGUCAAGCAGCACCUCUCCUACGCUACCGCCGCUGCUGAUGGUCAAGGUGUCGACCGUCACCUGUUUGGUCUCAAGAAGCUGCUCAAGCAAGGUGAAAAGGUGCCUGCUAUCUACGAGGACCCCGCAUACGGUUUGAGCGCAACGUGGAAGUUGUCCACCUCGCAGAUUUCAUCCGAGGUGUUCGCCUCCUGGGGCUUCGGCGAGGUUACACCGGAAGGCUUCGGAUGUGCUUAUGCCAUCAAGGAGAACUCGUUGACUUUCACCCUCACUUCGCUCAAGCUGGGGGCGGCUGACCUGCGACACUACAUCAACGAGGCUGCCCUGGAGCUGCGCGACCUUCACUUGAGACUCCAGCAGAACGAGGCUCCUAAAAGCAAGGCUUAG
This is a messenger RNA of Mycosarcoma maydis (corn smut), 1947 nucleotides long. Its product is annotated as putative carnitine O-acetyltransferase. Bases 1 to 1947 code for a protein of 648 amino acids. Gene Ontology annotation, cellular component: peroxisome; mitochondrion. Gene Ontology annotation, biological process: carnitine metabolic process. The record is from RefSeq and is a predicted model, not a curated record. NCBI's taxonomy places the organism in Eukaryota, Fungi, Basidiomycota, Ustilaginomycetes, Ustilaginales. Gene Ontology annotation, molecular function: carnitine O-acetyltransferase activity. The transcript has a single exon.